AUGCUAAUCAACAAAGAAACCAUUCCGUACAGGAUGGGCCUGCAGCCCUUCUACUACUACCAGUCGUCGCCGCCGGUGAAAAAUGAACGUCUAGGUGGUUACCACCCGAUCACGCCGCCCUACCACCACCCGUACGAUUUUGUCCUCCCGAUGCAGUCGCCCGCCAACUCGGCGGCCGCGGCAGCAGUGGCGGCGGUAGCGGCCGCCGCUGGUCUCCCCGUACCGAGCGGAGGCUCCCCCCGCUCUCCCACGUCCAGCUCCGGAGCGUCGUCCUCGUCCGGAUCGCCACUCUACUUCUACAUGAACGACCGUGCCACGGCCCGUUCCGACGGAACCGAAGAUAUCAGCUCGGUGCCGCUGUCACCGCCACACACUCCACCACUCCGGGAACACGCACCGCUAAUGGUCACCGGCAAGUACGGAGCGCUAUCGAAUAUAUCCGGCACCGAUCCGGCGCUCACUUCCGGGGCCGCGGCUGGAACGCGCAACUCCGUCAUCAUGAAGGUGCAGAACCAGCAGGUGGUUCCGAUACAGCGCGACACCGACACCAGCUCACCAUCAGAGCCGGAAACGGUGGAAGAGUUCAUCUGCCGCUGGGAAAAUUGCUACUGUGUGUUCUUCAAGCUGGAAGAUCUAGCAAGUCACGUCACGCAGAAGCACGCCGUCAUCGGGCUGGACGGGCUAUACUACUGUCGCUGGGAGCGCUGCCUGCGUCAGGAUCGUGGCUUUAACGCGCGCUACAAAAUGCUGGUGCACGUGCGCACACACACCAAGGAGAAGCCCCACCAGUGUGGCAAGUGUGGCAAGUGUUUUUCGCGCGCCGAAAACCUGAAGAUCCACUUGCGCUCCCACUCGGGCGAAAAGCCGUACGUCUGCCCGGUCGAGGGAUGCAAUAAAGCCUACUCGAACUCGUCGGAUCGCUUCAAGCACACCCGGACACACGCGAACGACAAGCCGUACGUGUGCAAGGUGGCCGGAUGCAACAAGCGCUACACCGACCCGUCCUCACUCCGGAAGCACGUGAAAACGUUCAAACACCCGAACCAAUCGUCGCAGAACCCGCUGGCGGACGCGUACUGCAUGGAGUACGAGAGCUACUCGCAGGACAGCACCCGGUCGGACGCGACCGGUUCGAACCCGAGCAUCGCCUCGCCGCUGCCGUCGGCCGAUUUCGACCCGGAGGACAUCGGCGAGCUGAUCGAUGUGGUCAACCUCGACGGGCGGUGCGACGAAGCGAUGAUAUACGGCGAGUACGAACGCUUCCACCGUCUCGGGGAGUCGUGCGGCCAUCCGGCCUGUGGCGGAAAUGAACGCCUGCUGCUGGCCAGCGACGAGCUGGUCGAUCCGACAGAGACGGACGAGAUGCACGACGCCAGCCAGCUCGAGGGCGAGGGUGACGACGAUGACGAUGAGCAUGGUACGACGGCCGUGUACGCAACCACCGCCGAGGCAUGGGCCGUUCCUGCGGUCCUCAACAAAAUCCCACCAGAUAGUGACGCCCCGGAGGAAGGUGAACCCCGCGGCGUCAACGUUGGUGCUGGUGGCGAUGGCGGCGGCGCCCCCACCAGCGCCAAAUCGAUCGAAGACGACGAGCUGUGCAGAGCCGUACGGAGGCUGAACGGCAAGCCGAAGGCUCAGGUGCUCAAGAUGGACGUCGACGGUCCGCUCGAUCUCAGUAUACAUCACCGUUGA
This is a messenger RNA of Anopheles coustani, 1692 nucleotides long. Its product is annotated as zinc finger protein GLI4. The transcript is spliced from 3 exons. Gene Ontology annotation, molecular function: RNA polymerase II cis-regulatory region sequence-specific DNA binding; DNA-binding transcription factor activity, RNA polymerase II-specific. The record is from RefSeq and is a predicted model, not a curated record. Gene Ontology annotation, cellular component: nucleus. Bases 1 to 1692 code for a protein of 563 amino acids. Gene Ontology annotation, biological process: regulation of transcription by RNA polymerase II; smoothened signaling pathway. Lineage: Eukaryota; Metazoa; Arthropoda; Insecta; Diptera; Culicidae.